AUGCUUGAUCCCGACGAUCUGGGAGUGUGGGUGUGGAGAACGUGCUCGGUCGGCCACCUGCGGUGGACCGGCACGGUGGUUACGUGCCCGACAGAGCUGAUGGAGCAGAUGAGCACAUGGAACAACCUGCAGGCGGACGCAGUGCAGGCCAUCUGCGGAGAGCUCGAGAGCUCGAUCCGCCACCAGGAGUACGCGUAUGCCCACCGCGCAGACCUGCCGAAGCUGGACAUUGCAAAGUCGCGACCGAUCGACUGGGAGCAGAGCAUCGUCGAGGGCCAUGCCACGCACCCAAUGCAUCGGGCGCGCCAUGCGAUGCCGCCGCUGGCGCGCAUCACGCCCAGCACCGAGUUCAAGCACGUGCGGCUGGGGUUCGUCGCAGUGCCGCGCGCAGUAAUGGCGAUCCAGGGAGACUAUGACAGUCUGCUGAUGCCAGUUGUUCCGCAGCGCCGAGCCCAAUCCCGAGGCCGACGCCCAACAGUGGAUGGCGAGCGCGAGGUUAUCGUGCCGGUCCACCCCCUGCACAUGCCGGCCAUCCGGGCCAAAUUCAAGUUUGCGCGGCCGCUGCCGUUCUCGGCGGCCGCCGAAGCCCAGGCGUCGCUGCGCACGGUCUCGCCGAUGGCGCUGGAGGCGUCUGGCUACGACAUCAAGCUGCCACUGGGCGCUAAGACGUCGUCGGCGCUGCGCACGGUCAGCACGUGGUCCGCGUUCCUGGGCCCGCAGCUGACAAAUCUCGUGCCGCAGAUGCUGCAGGCGAACCCAAAUGCCCCACUGGUGGCCGGCGAGCCUGCCAGCAUUAUCCUGAGGGAUGCCGACAAUGACGUGGCAAAGUACCUGGCCUGCAUUGUGCGGGUGAGCGCCCAGAAGCUGUGCCAGGGCAAUCGCGACGCACGUGCGAUUGUCGCAGCAUCGCUGACUGAGCGCAAUGCUGCGGGCAGAAGCAACGUUGUGGAGCUGCUGAAUCUGCACUCGGUCGAGCAGCGCUUGGCGUUCCUGCGCGCAUAUGUGUCCAAGCUGUUCAGCGCAUUCCUGCCGUCGAUUCUGACCCACGGGUUUACGUUCGAGGCACACCAGCAGAACACACUGGUGGUGCUCAGCGCAGCUACGGGGUUGCCGAUACAAUUCAUGAUCCGCGACUUUGGCGGCAUCAUGGUUCACAUGGAGACAUUCAAGGAGGCGGCUGGGUUCGAGAUUCCGAUGCUGCUGGACAACAGCACCACGGCGGCGGACCUGGACGAAGUGUAUGGGGUGGCGUACCAUACGAUAGUGCAGUGCCAGAUCCACCGGCUGGUGCGGGCCCUCGGGCUGCAUUACGAGGGCGACGGGUGGCAGGUUGUGCGGGAGGAGUUUGAAAAGUGCGUGCCGCACGAGUCGCCGCUGUAUGUGGCGUGGACACGCAGGGAAGUCAGACUGAAGAGCUUCAUCACGAUGAAGCUCGGCGGGCUCUACCGCGACUAUGUGUAUGGCAGCGUUCCAAACAUAUUGUUCUACCGCAACGAGCAGCAGGGGGUAGUUUUCUGA
Molecule: messenger RNA, 1518 nt
Organism: Linderina pennispora
Lineage: Eukaryota; Fungi; Kickxellomycota; Kickxellomycetes; Kickxellales; Kickxellaceae
Exons: 2
Coding region: 1-1518 (505 amino acids)
Biological process (GO): siderophore biosynthetic process
Source: RefSeq, a predicted model, not a curated record